Messenger RNA from Zychaea mexicana, 1347 nucleotides. RefSeq lists its product as uncharacterized. NCBI's taxonomy places the organism in Eukaryota, Fungi, Mucoromycota, Mucoromycetes, Mucorales, Lichtheimiaceae. The record is from RefSeq and is a predicted model, not a curated record. The transcript has a single exon. Bases 106 to 1233 code for a protein of 375 amino acids.
CAUUCCUCUCUCCCAUUCUUCUUGUUUAUUUGAAAGACAAACUUGCAUUUGUAUAUAAGGAACCAACCCCCUCUCUUCCUUUUGUUGUAAAAAUAGUCAUUAAUAAUGGGGCUUGACAUGAAAAAAUACCGCUCGUGGGCGACAACUACUGCAAGGAUGUCUACAACAACAUACAAGUUUUAUCAUCGUCGUCCUCAACACCAACAGUCGAAUGCAUUGCCACCACCGAUUUACCGACUCUCUGACGACGUAUUGCUAUAUUUGCUCUUAUGUCCUGAGCUCGAUUUCAAGUCGCUCUAUGCCAUAGCACAAGCAUCAAACCGGUUUCGUGGGCUAGUGUGCCAGCUCUUGCGAUUAUAUCUUUUGCCGGAUAUUCAGCUUACAACAAUGAUUGAUCAGGAGGGCCGAGGGCGAUGGACAUGCCGUUACAGUUUUGACUCACUUGAUGAAACCACAUUAAGUGCUACAUUUAUCCCUACAUCCACCAGCAGCGAUUCGAGCGGUAAUGAUCAUCAUCCUCGACGAGAGUACUGCUUUAAGCGAUAUCGGUGUGACGGGUCGUCAGACACUCCUACUCUAAGGAAGAUCGAAGUUUUACACGGUGACGACUUGAAAUCAUCAUCACUGUUCAUAAAAGAUACUCGCCGCUACCGAGAAAAGAAAAAGAAAUCCAUCGAAAACCGAGAACACCCGCUAGAACGGACGAGCAUAACACGGCAGACGCGACGCAUAGGCAUUCAACGGUGCGGAAUUCGAAGCAUAAGAGCAAAGCAUCACCUUGUCCAAGAAAGGCUAGCUGCCAAGAUCUAUCACAACAGCAACAACAAUGCGUCACAUGCUUUUACUAAUGCUUCAUCACUUCCACCAUCGUGGCGGCUCAUGUACUCAGUCAGCAUCCAGCAACCCGUAACAUCGUCGCCAGCAUUCGACUGCGCUUCGACCAGUAGUAGCAGCAACAGCAGUAGUGCAUCAUUACCACAGCAGCAUGACCAAUACAAUAACAAACAGUAUGCACGCUCUCCAUGCUCAAAUGCAGUGGCAGCAGUAGACCGUAAUCAAGGCACAGCCCGCUAUAUCACACCGCUAUGCCUCGCUGUGGACGUUUCCAUGUUGGGUCAACGCUCGUCAAAUAACAACAGCGGUUAUAAAAGGCUUAUCAAUCACCUUCCUCCGCUCUGCUGGAUCAGGCGCAAGUGGUGGGUAAGCAGACAGACAACGGCGAUAGCAACAUGAACAACACCUUUUGUUGUAUAUACUUGUACAGCGGACAUAUACAUUUACUAUGCUUAUACUAUAUUUCUAUACUCCUAAACACAUACUAGUAAUCUAUUGUUCUCUUAAUGAAAC